This is a messenger RNA of Microdochium trichocladiopsis, 2214 nucleotides long. Its product is annotated as heterokaryon incompatibility protein-domain-containing protein. The record is from RefSeq and is a predicted model, not a curated record. The transcript is spliced from 2 exons. Bases 1 to 2013 code for a protein of 670 amino acids. NCBI's taxonomy places the organism in Eukaryota, Fungi, Ascomycota, Sordariomycetes, Xylariales, Microdochiaceae.
AUGACCGCGUACCAAUAUCGCCCCCUCUCUGGUCCUACAUCGAUCCGCAUCAUCCUCCUCAAGCCCGCUCUUCUCGACAGCCAGCCGCUUGAGCUUGAGCUCUACGAAGCACCUCUGAGUGGUCCUGGCUCACUCGCGUACGAAGCGCUGUCAUACACCUGGGGUGAAAGACAUGGCAGCAUCCCGAUCCGCUGCGGGGGGUUACGCCAGACGAUCCUGGUGACGCCCAACUGCGAAGCCGCACUCCGACAUCUCCGGUACAAGCUCAGCGUCCGCCAGCUAUGGGUCGACGCCAUUUGCAUAGACCAGACCAGCGUGGCAGAAAAGAAUCAGCAGGUCCCCUUGAUGGGCAAGAUAUACAGCCAGGCGACGCGAACGGUCAUAUGGCUAGGGGUGGGAGGUCCGGGCGACGCUGGCACGUUGUCCCGUGCAAAGACGGUCGCCAACUUUGCGCAUUUCCGGACAAUGCCGGGGUACUGUGCGCUCAGUGACACCGAGAAAGCCUGGGCGCAGAAGCUGUUGCCGGUGAGUGAGAUUGAGCGCAUCGGACGCAUCUGCCAGAGCAACUGGUUUCAGAGGAUCUGGACCGUGCAAGAAUAUCUCCUCGCUGAGCAUGCCAUAUUCAUGGUUGGCCGAGCCGAGUGUCCAAUCUCGCAGCUGUACACGUACUUCAUCAUUGGCGAAGCUCUGCAGGAUUCCGACUCGCACGAGCGCCGGCUGUUCCGCAUGCGCAGCCUCAUGAUGGAAGAGAUGUACGAGGUGAGGGAUCACGACGACAACAGCGAUGUCGAACCGAGCGCACACGACCACCCGGGUGAGAGUAGACUCAUCCGGGAGACCAGAAACCGGGGGAGCAAGGAUAAGAAGAAGAAAGAGAGAUACGGAAAGCACUGGUUCUCUCACACCAUGCGCUUCAACGACAUGCCCCCAGGGGGAGGAUUGCACAACAUGUUGUCUCGCGCGCUGCAGAUGGCGUCUAUGAGCGAUGCCACCGACGCGCGGGACAAGGUGUAUGGUAUGCUGGCCUUCAUCGACAUGUUGUGCGAUGACAUGUACGUCCCGGAUGUCGACUACGCCAAGUCUCUCGUCGAGGUCUACGAGGAGUUUGCAGUCUGCAUGAUCCGCAGCGGCGGCACGUUGUGGCCGUUGGAGCACAUUUCUGGUUCUGCCAUGUCUCAGGAUGCCUGCGCUUGGCCUUCCUGGGUGCCUGAUUUGCGCGAAGCUAGGCUGAUUGCCAGUCCACGCACAUGGUGUAGCGGACUGUCGCGAACACCUGCAUUGGAUGAGGACGAAAGUUGGGCGCAGGCCCACGAGCAAAAUUGCCGAGGGAUCCUCAGGGUCAGCGGCCGACGGAUGACUAGAGUCUUGGAGACCUUUUGCCGAAUGCCAGAAAUCCCAAUUUCCAAGAGCGGGGAUGACGAUGUCGAGUACGACAAUGCGCGCCUCGAGUGCCUUUCAGAAUGGUCAGCGCAUGUCUUGAAGCUUGACAUUGAGACCCAACGGGACCAAUCGGUAUACAGAGAACACAGUGAGACUUACUUGGGCGUCUUGGAGCGUUUAACUCCAUUCCUGGCCUAUCUCAGAGACCGUCACGAACCAGGCAGGAGCACGCCCGACACAAAAGACAGCUCGAUAAAGGCACAACAACAGAGACAGCCCAGAGUCCGCGACCUACUACGGAAGAUGAUGGUUCCCAGUGAAACCGUAUACCGUGGAAAUCGUGGAAAAUUGGAUCAGAGGCGAUUUGACGACCUGUACGAUGGUUCGACCCUGUUUCUGACAGAAUGUGGGCUGCUGGGGCUCUGCCGCGGCAAUGUCCAAGCUGGAGAUGAAAUGUUCCAGCUUGCGGGUGGUGCCUACCCGUUCAUUCUUCGCAGAGACAAGCGCAGCCGUCCGAUGCAGUAUCGACUGAUAGGGGUUGCUUCAGUCGACCGCGGCGAGCGCGCAAGAAGAGAAGGAUUUUGGUACGAGGACAUAUCAGAGCCGGCACUCGAUGCCAUCGUAUUGGUCUGAUUUUAUGUCGGGAGGGGAUUUGGCCGCACUAGACGCGGCAGUGCAAUAUGACUCAGUCUUGCUGUUGCGUAUGAGUAUAACGGUUCGAGAUGAUGUGAGCAUCCAGCCUCUAGCUAGAGCAUAUACGACGACUUUGAAUACGACACGAAGGACGGGUCACGUGCAGAGCACUGCUAGCUUGCGAUCUAGUCAUAGUAUGUC